Messenger RNA from Conger conger (European conger), 3126 nucleotides. RefSeq names its product RPE-retinal G protein-coupled receptor-like. Gene Ontology annotation, cellular component: membrane. Gene Ontology annotation, biological process: phototransduction; G protein-coupled receptor signaling pathway; visual perception. Gene Ontology annotation, molecular function: G protein-coupled receptor activity. The record is from RefSeq and is a predicted model, not a curated record. The coding region runs from base 279 to 1163 and encodes 294 amino acids. The transcript is spliced from 7 exons. NCBI's taxonomy places the organism in Eukaryota, Metazoa, Chordata, Actinopteri, Anguilliformes, Congridae.
UUACUUUUGCCACAAACGCUGAAGACACAAUGGCUUUGUUGUGUCACUAAUUGAACUCUGUCGUGGCCGAGCUGUGCAAAUACGUAUUAACGGGAACAGUAGGGAAGACAUUCUUUACUGGAUUGGCAGAAAAGAAAAAGGCUUUACAUAAUAACGGGCAUGCGUUUUCACGUGAAAUGUCCCUUUAAAAGGAGGAUUUGUGUUAAUUCAUUGAGGCGCAUGAGGUGCGAUCACACAGUGGAAUAGUGGUCCGGGAUCUCUGCACGACACCGUUCAAAAUGGUUACUUCAUACCCUUUGCCUGAGGGAUUCUCUGAAUUCGAUGUGUUUUCCUUGGGUUCUGCUCUUCUCGUAGAGGGUCUGGUUGGGUUGUUUCUCAAUGGACUCACAGUUAUCUCGUUCCUAAAAAUAAGGGAAUUACGGACCCCAAGCAAUUUCCUCGUGUUCAGCUUGGCUAUGGCUGACUGUGGAAUCUGCAUGAAUGCAACCGUCGCAGCGUUUUCCAGUUUUCUGAGGUACUGGCCAUACGGAUCAGACGGAUGCCAGACGCACGGGUUCCAAGGCUUCACAACCGCUCUGGCCAGCAUUAACUUUAUUGCUGCCGUUGCCUGGGACAGAUACAACCAAUACUGCACCAGAACGAGACUGCAGUGGAACACCGCAGUGUCUCUGGCCAUCUUUAUCUGGCUGUUCACUGCUUUCUGGGCUGCCAUGCCCCUGAUUGGCUGGGGAGAGUACGACUACGAACCCCUGCGGACCUGCUGCACCCUGGACUACUCUAAGGGCGACAGGAACUAUGUGUCAUAUUUGCUGCCCAUGGCUUUCUGCAACCUGGUUAUCCAAGCGGUCACAGUUCUGUCUUCAUACCGGUCCAUUGCGAGGAAAUUCAAGAAGACUGGUCAACCUAAGUUUAACACAGGCACUCCUCUGAAGGCCCUGCUGUUCUGCUGGGGCCCGUACGCAGUGCUGUCUCUGUACGCAACCGUGGAAGACGCCACCCUGGUGUCUCCUAAAGUCAGGAUGAUUGCUCCUAUUCUGGCAAAGACCUCUCCACUGUUCAACCCCUUCCUGUACGCCCUGGGAAAUGAAAACUACCGGGGAGGAAUCUGGCGGUUCCUCACAGGGCAAAAGAUUGACGUGCCUCAAAUUGACAAGUCCAAAUAAACUAAGCGUUCGUUAAGCACACCUCAAGUCCCGAAGCUCUCUGAAGACGUCCAUGUUCAGCUCGCAGAGUUCCAUUUCUAUCAUAUUUAUCUCUGAUACAUAUGCAGCUGUGUGUAGCUGUCACAGAGUUUACCGUAGGUGACCAAUAAAGCGUUGUUUCAUUUUGUAGUCUUGUGACAUUAUUUCAGGUUCAGUGUAUGCAUUUCAUUGGCUCAUACAGACUUUACUGUGUGUGCGUUGAAGGGCGUGUUUGAUACAGACGUUUUGCGUGGACACACCAGCUUUGUAAUGGCAGUUAUGGGGGCAGUGAGGCACAGAGGUUUAAAGAAAAUGUGUCGUCUGAAACGCUGAAGAGUUCCUUGGUGCCAUCUCUUCACUUCCAGGGAUCCAUGUACUGUAAUAAUGUCCACAUAGGAACAUAUCUAUUUCCUGCACCAUGAUUUAUUUGAGCACAGCUGUUUCAGCACCAUGAGAAACACUAAAUUAUUGUACAAGGACAUGUACAAGCUUUGAGUUAUUUUAUCGUGUACACCACAAAUCCCCAUAGCAGCCGUUGCCCAGCUGGUAGAUAAUUCUGGAAUGAUCUAAAAUAUAGAUCAUUUUUUAUACUUCACAUAAAAACUGUCCUGACAAAUAGAAGCAUACCAUGAAACUGAAAUAAUCUUUACAAAGUGUUUUGUCACUGAAUGGAAAUUUUAGUUGUUGUGCGUUUUGUAUUGUGUGCUGUAGAGAAAUAUCAAAGAAGCGGAUUUUCAGGUAAUGUUAUUGGAGACCAGAUUGAAACUGGCCAUGCAGUCUCUCUUUAGCACUGCCCCCCAGUUCAGAAGCCAGAAGCCUCCACUUCAAUGUUGUGCCGCUUGCUUUAAGCUAAACAGUGUAGCCUUAUAUGUAACAAUGUAACUGCAUAGCACAUCACAAAGAUUUCUCUGGGAACAAUCUUACAACAGAUUCAAGAACAAGUAAUAAUGGCACUAGUGACUGUCCAGUACAGCGCAGAACUGCAUUCCUUUCCUGUGUAUACAGUAUACACGGGGAUAAAGCACUGCUGCUGCUUUCCUGGGGUCAUGUGUUCAUCAUAAAGCAUUUCAGUCUUGUUCCAGAAGAGAAAAGAUUUAGAUCAGCCCCUGGAGGGGAAUUAGCAGUGGGGCACUGUCUAAUCCUACACACAAGGGGGCUUUUUUGCAAGCACACAACCAUUAGCACAAAGAACAACACCAACCACACAUGCUACUAUAUAUACUAGAUUCUCUUUCAGAUCCCAUACAAAAACCACUUCCUUACAUAAUCCUGUGACACAAGGAGCAUCAUUUCGGCCAAGGCAUCUAUAAUGUUUAUUCAUACUUACAUAUAGUAUUAAUUAUAUCAGGUUUAAUUACACAGCAAUGUCAAAGAGAUGGUCCAGCACUAAUGGCGUACAAAGACAGGAUCACAAAUUUGGCAACUAAAGUACCUCUUAUUUCCAGGUGUUCCACCCAAAGCAUCUCACGUCGUUAUGUUCUCGCUGGAAUGUUUACUUUCUAAUAAAAAGACCAAGCUGAAGACUGUACAAGCAUUACCUCUGACGGUCCUGAAUUAAAGCACAGGCAUUAAUGCCUACAGGCCAUCAUUCCUAGUGCCUAUUGUGAGUGCGUGACUCUAUAUGUAUCUGUUCAUUUGAGGCAUUCCAGACGAUAGCUCAUUGCUUGAACUGCAUCUACAUUUCUCACAAGAUCUCACCAGGUCAAACAGUAGUAAGUGUGGAAUGGCCUUUAAAGUGUUUUCUAUGCAGGAACUGGGGUCAUUAUCUACUUUGUUUACUGUGUAUUCUGUGCUUGUGCCAGUGGUGCCAAUACUUAUGCCGUCUGUUCUUUGCAAAGCACUCAAAACUGUGUGUAGUGCUGCCAAGCUGCUACUGUAAGUGUGAAGUUCUUGCUUUGUCAACCUCCUAAUGUGUUCAGUAAUAAAUCUUAUAUUUGUCACCUGA